Molecule: messenger RNA, 1431 nt
Organism: Salvia splendens (bonfire salvia)
Lineage: Eukaryota; Viridiplantae; Streptophyta; Magnoliopsida; Lamiales; Lamiaceae
Exons: 6
Coding region: 59-898 (279 amino acids)
Source: RefSeq, a predicted model, not a curated record
AUUGCCUUUUUCACUUGUGCACAUACAGUCAUCUUCUCUCUCCCCUUGCAAAUCGAUCAUGGCGCAUUCCAACUUUUCCCUCUGCUUCGUCGUUGUCUUCCUGCAAUUUUGUGUGAUUCUGGUCCAAGUGGCUGGUGGAAGUGAGGAAAUCAUUUAUGAAGACGGCUACACAGUCACCACACUCAUCAAUGGUGACAAGUCUAACAUCAAAGUCAAUCCUCAGUCCAUCCUGCAUCAAUCUCCGCCGUCCGAUCUCUUCAUCAUUCUCGACUCCGUUGCCAGCACUUUCUACACCGCAUUGCUGCCUACAACCUCAACCUCCAAUGAGACUGUGAUGAAGAAGCUGGCAGGAAAUGAAGUGUUUGGGUAUGUGGAUGGUGACUUGGCUUCAGCAAAGUUCAAUAAGCCAAAGAGUUUUGCCGUUGAUCUCAGCGGGAAUUUAUAUGUUGCUGACCAUCGUAACUAUGCCAUUCGGAAGAUCACCAAAUCAGGUGUGACCACGAUCGCUGGAGGUUAUUCACAAAAGGCUGGCCAUGCUGAUGGACCUGCUCGUGAUGCAUCAUUUUCUGAUAAUUUUGAGUUGGCCUUUAUCGCUGAAAUGUGUGCUUUGCUGAUAUCUGACCAUGGCAACAGAUUAGUUCGUCAAAUAAGUUUGAGACCAGAAGAUUGUAGCAGGCAGUCUGGCUCUGUUCUGGGAACCACCUCUGCCUGGCUUCUUGGUAUGGGACUCUGCAGCGUGAUCAGCCUUGCUGUUGGCCUUGUCAUCCGCCCAUAUGUUAUUCCAUAUACAGGAAGGCGUCAGACGUUAUCAGCUCCCUUGGACAUGGACACAUUGCCAAAUGAGUCUGGAGAGACAAGUACUGAUGCUCUGCUCAGACUUGAGAAGCGCAGUUGUUAAAUCUACAGUAUAUUUGCGCGGUCAAUAGAUCAUUUUGCUCACCCUCUCGCACUUAUCCCUCAUGUUUAGGUGUAUGCCAUUAGAGUCUCGUUCUAGUUCUGGAAAAAAAGUGUCUUUGUUGGACAUGGAUGAAGUAUGUAGUAGUAGUAGCAGUAGCAGUAGUAGUAGUAAUGCAGUCAUCUCACAGCAGGUGGCAGAUCAACUGAAAGAUCUGCUCACUUUUGACAAAGGGCUUUUGAUGGCACCCGUGAAUACCGAUGAAACGGCAGAGCCAGAAAGCAAGCAUGAGCGCCAAACGAUUGAUGGUAUGAUUAAGGCAAACCUAGCUAGUUUUGAAGGCGAAGCUCUUAAAGUCGACUCCUUUGACAGCCGGUUGGGAUUGGUGAGGCGAAGAUGAAGUAUAUGUCAUCCACGCUAUGUGUCCUCUUUGUUGUCGUAUUAAGUAUUGUAAGUAUGAUAUAACCAGACAAUGCUUGUUUCUAUAGCAGCAAAUGCUUCAAAUGCAUUAUGGCAGCUCUAUGCUUAUUUUGGUA